Messenger RNA from Cyanidioschyzon merolae strain 10D, 1890 nucleotides. RefSeq names its product similar to ankyrin. The transcript has a single exon. Gene Ontology annotation, molecular function: protein binding. Lineage: Eukaryota; Rhodophyta; Bangiophyceae; Cyanidiales; Cyanidiaceae. Bases 1 to 1890 code for a protein of 629 amino acids. The record is from RefSeq and is a predicted model, not a curated record.
AUGGGCUGUUUUGUGUCGCGCGAGCAACCAGUGCAGCGACCUCAGGAGGAUACGAAAACGAGUGAUGUCACUCCUCUGGGAAAAGCUGUCCUUGCGAAUGACCCGCGACAAAUCCGGAAAAUCCUAACAACAACGGGAAACGGUGUUGACGUCAACGAGCCGGUGAACGCGUCGGGAGCGACUGCCCUGAUUCUCGCGAUCUACGAGAACAAAAGCCUUGAAGUUAUUCGGGAACUUGUGCGCACUCCAGGCAUUGAUCUGAGCCGCACCACACCUCAGGGAUUUUUUGCACUAAGUUUUGCGGCAGAAUACCGGGAUGUGAAUGUUGUUCGCCUCCUGCUCGAAGCGGGUGCAGACGUCAAUCAACAAUCGGAUGCUUCUGGCUGGACUGCGCUCAUACGCGCGAUGCGGCACAACCGGGAUCGUGAAGAGGCGCUCCGCAUUACUCGUCUCUUGGUCAAAACGCCUGGCAUCGAUAUCCAUCGCCAGGAUGCGUCCGGGUGGACUGCGCUCCAUCAUGCAGCACGCUACCUCCCGGUGGAGUUCAGUCGAAUUCUCGUCUACGAAGGGCACGCGGACGUGAAUCAUGGCAAAACGGAUGGCUGGACGCCGCUCAUGCUAGCAACCGGAAGCAAUGAGUGCGAUGACGUUUUAGAAACUGUGCAGUUAUUGGCGACUGCGCCCGGUGCAGACCUAGAGCGACGGACCUCGGAAGACGAGGCCACGGCAUUGAUGUUGGCAGCCUCGAUCCGUGAUGCGCCUAUAGUGCGCGUACUUGUCGACGCUGGCGCCCGCGUGGAUGCCGUCGACAGCAACGGCUGGGCAGCGAUCCAUCACUGUUUGCGGUACAGUGAACUACCCGAUGUUUCCGAGAUUGUGCGGGUGCUCCUGAGCGCGCCGCACGCCGAUGUUGACCAGAGCGACCGGGAAGGCUGGACACCGCUCAUGUACGCAGCGCGCUAUCGAACAAGCGCAGAAGUCAGAGUCAUCGCUGUCGAGUUUCGGGCUUCGGUGCAGAAGACCACGAAUCAAGGGAGCACUGCCUUGUCGAUGGCAGUGCGCCACUCAACGGAUGCAGCCCGCUGUGUCGAAAUUUUGAUCUCGGAACCGGUGUGUCACCCGACCACGGUGCAGGAUGCAUUGGGAUGGACCCCACUGAUCACCGCUGUUCGUUAUGCGUCCGACAUACGCGUGAUUGAGCUCCUGGCUCGCGCAAAGGAUGCUCCGCUGAACGCGGGUGAAUUCAAGCUCGGAUGGACAGCACUCAUGGUCGCUGCGAAAUACCGAGACGCAACCGUUGCUCGCAUCCUGCUGGAAACUCCGGGCUGCAACCCGAACACUGCCCGGCACGAUGGCAUUGUAGCGCUACAUAUUGCGGUCGCUCGCGAGGAUCGCAUGCGGGUCGGCUCGUUUCUCGAUCGUCUCAGCUCAGCGAGUGGCCCGUCGGCGACGCCUGCGCUGCGAAAUCGCAAAAGAAUAGCCCGUGAACGAUACGCUGAUGAACGUGCAGCUGCCGAAGAGCUCCUCAGAGCGGCACGAGACAGUCUCAGCGUCGAGGAGCGCUACGCGAUACAACUGGAGCUCGUGCGGGUCCUGCUCGAGACGCCCACGCAAGAGCCGAUCUGCAUCGAUGCACAGGAAAAACGUGCGGGCUGGACAGCGUUACAUUUUGCAGCUGCCUAUGAUCGCGCGGAUCUCGUGGAGCUGCUGCUGGCUGCGGGAGCCUCGCCCUGGGUGCAGACCCUUGACGGAAAAACAGCCCUGGAUUUGGCCGAGGCGAACGACUUUACUGCGACGGUGCGAAUGCUGCGCAUAGCUAUGGACAAAUCGAGUGUCGAACGUGGUGAUUCCACGGGGGAUCGUUGUCAAGCGCCCCAGCUGAGCAACUGA